Molecule: messenger RNA, 3070 nt
Organism: Dipodomys ordii (Ord's kangaroo rat)
Lineage: Eukaryota; Metazoa; Chordata; Mammalia; Rodentia; Heteromyidae
Gene: Ttll7
Product: tubulin tyrosine ligase-like family member 7
Exons: 20
Coding region: 153-2822 (889 amino acids)
Biological process (GO): protein polyglutamylation; microtubule cytoskeleton organization
Cellular component (GO): cilium
Molecular function (GO): tubulin binding; tubulin-glutamic acid ligase activity
Source: RefSeq, a predicted model, not a curated record
GUGUCUUGAAAUCUGAGGAUUCUACCCAGAUAAUAUGAUAGGUACUCUGAGGGAUUUGGGGCCGUAUCCUACUUAGACUAAUGUGAGACAUCCAGACCUCCUGGGAACUUCUUACCGUGCAGUCCACGGCUCACUAGUUGGCACAUGUCAUAAUGCCAUCUCUGCCUCAGGAAGGAGUUAUUCAAGGAACCUCUCCCUUGGAACUGAACACAGAAUUAGCUUAUCAAAGCAGCAUGAAAAGGAAAGCCAGAAAGAAGAAAAAGAAGGGGGUCAUUACAGCAAAUGUUUCUGGGACAAAGUUUGAAAUUGUUCGUUUAGUCAUCGAUGAAAUGGGAUUUAUGAAAACUCCUGAUGAGGAUGAAACAAGUAACCUCAUAUGGUGUGACUCUGCUGUUCAGCAGGAGAAGAUUUCAGAGCUGCAAAAUUACCAGAGGAUCAACCAUUUUCCAGGAAUGGGGGAGAUCUGUAGGAAGGAUUUCUUAGCAAGAAAUAUGACCAAAAUGAUCAAGACUAGGCCUCUGGAUUAUACUUUUAUUCCUCGAACAUGGAUUUUCCCUGCUGAAUACACUCAAUUCCAGAAUUAUGUGAAAGAACUGAAGAAAAAACGGAAACAGAAAACUUUUAUAGUAAAACCAGCUAAUGGUGCAAUGGGUCACGGGAUUUCUUUGAUAAGAAAUGGUGACAAACUUCCAUCUCAGGAUCAUUUAAUUGUCCAAGAAUACAUUGAAAAGCCUUUCCUCAUGGAGGGUUACAAGUUUGAUUUACGAAUUUAUAUUCUGGUAACAUCAUGUGAUCCACUGAAAGUCUUUCUCUAUCAUGAUGGACUUGUGCGAAUGGGAACAGAGAAGUACAUCCCACCAAAUGAGUCCAAUUUGACGCAGUUAUACAUGCAUCUGACAAACUACUCCGUGAAUAAGCAUAAUGAGCAUUUUGAGCGAGAUGAAACAGAAGACAAAGGCAGCAAACGUUCCAUCAAAUGGUUUACAGAAUUCCUACAAGCAAAUCAACAUGAUGUUACUAAAUUUUGGAGUGAUAUUUCAGAAUUGGUGGUAAAGACUCUGAUUGUGGCAGAACCUCACGUCCUGCAUGCAUAUCGAAUGUGCAGACCUGGCCAGCCUCCAGGAAGCGAAAGCGUCUGCUUUGAAGUGCUGGGAUUUGAUAUUUUGCUGGAUAGAAAACUAAAGCCAUGGCUUCUGGAGAUUAACAGAGCCCCAAGUUUCGGAACUGAUCAGAAAAUAGACUACGAUGUCAAAAGAGGAGUAUUGCUCAAUGCACUGAAACUGCUGAACAUCAGGACCAGUGAUAAAAGGAGAAACUUGGCCAAGCAAAAAGCUGAGGCUCAAAAGAGGCUAUAUGGUCAGAACUCAAUAAGAAAGCCCUUACCUGGUUCUUCUGACUGGGAGUAUCAGAGACACCAGUUGGAGAGGCGAAAAGAAGAAUUGAAAGAGAGACUUGCUCAAGUACGAAAGCAGGUCUCCCGAGAAGAACAUGAAAAUCGACACAUGGGGAAUUACAGACGAAUUUAUCCUCCUGAAGAUAAAACAUUACUUGAAAAGUAUGAAAAUUUGUUAGCUGUUGCCUUUCAGACCUUUCUUUCAGGAAGAGCAGCUUCAUUCCAACGAGAGCUAAAUAAUCCUUUGAAAAAGAUGAAGGAGGAAGAUAUUCUGGAUCUUCUCGAACAGUGUGAAAUUGAUGAUGAAAAGUUGACGGGAAGAGCGAUUAGGCCUCGAGGACCAAAGCCCUUGUGUUCAAUGCCAGAGAGCACUGAGAUCAUGAAAAGACAGAAGUACUAUAGCAGUGACAGCAGUUAUGACAGCAGCAACAGCUCUUCAGAAUCAGAUGAGAAUGAAAAAGAAGAGUAUCAAGAGAAGAAAAGAGAAAACCAAGUUUCGUACAGUUUUAAGCUCUCUAACCACUGCAGAUUAAUUCAACAAUCCAGUACCAUGAGGCGUUCAGUCAGCUGCCCUCGGUCCAUCUCUACUCACUCAUCUUCCAGUGGGGACACUCGCCCCCUUUCUGCUCAACAGGUGGUAUCAAUGUCACGACCAACUUCAGCAUCUCGGUCGCAUUCCUUAAGCCGUGCUUCUUCCUACGUGAGACCUCUGCCUCACAGUGGUGACAUGGUGUCUACCAGUUCACAGUCGAGUGAAUCUUUGCGGCAACUGAAAACGAAAGAACAAGAAGAUGAUCUAACAAGUCAGACCUUAUUUGUUCUCAAGGAUAUGAAGAUCCGGUUUCCAGGAAAGUCAGAUGCAGAAUCAGAACUUCUAAUAGAAGAUAUCAUCGAUAACUGGAAGCAUCAUAAAACAAAAGUGGCUUCCUACUGGCUCAUAAAAUUGGACUCUGGAAAACAACGGAAGGUUUUGGACAUAGUAAAAUCAAGUGUCCGAACAGUUCUUCCUCGCAUCUGGAAGGUACCUGAUGUUGAGGAAGUUAGUUUAUAUCGGAUUUUCAACCGGGUUUUUAAUCGCUUACUCUGGAGUCAUGGCCAAGGAUUGUGGAGCUGUUUCUGUGAUUCAGGAUCCUCUUGGGAGAGCAUAUUCAGUAAAAGCCCUGAGGUGGUGACUCCUUUACAGCUCCAAUGUUGUCAGCGCCUGGUGGAGCUUUGCAAACAGUGCCUGCUAGUGGUUUACAAAUACACGAUGGACACAAGAGGAUCACUGUCAGGCUUUGGUCUUGACUGGGGAAGUUCCAGGUAUUUGCUACCAGGAAGUACCCAAUACUUCAUGAGAACACCAAGCUGCCACAUGAGAUACAGUUCAUCUGGAAUGACUCGCUCCAAUGCGUUGUUUACACCUCGAUAUGGCCAUUUUUUAAACUGAAAGGAAGAUUGCCAUGAGAUAGGCAUAAUAGCAAUUCAUUUAUUUUCUUAAGUUGAACAUGCAAAGAAAGUUACCAUUAAGUGCUGUUUUAUGUAUAUAUGACAUAUAUGGGUGUAAAAAUGCAAACAUACAUGCACUUCAAUAACAUAUAUUUAUUAUAAUAUAUGAAAGAAGAAUUAGCAGGAAACUUAGUAUAUAAAGCCUAACCUUUCUGGAAAUGUAAUAAACCAUGUUGAAAAUUGUUUACA